Messenger RNA from Vicia villosa (hairy vetch), 1531 nucleotides. Its product is annotated as glycerate dehydrogenase-like. Gene Ontology annotation, cellular component: cytosol. Gene Ontology annotation, molecular function: hydroxypyruvate reductase [NAD(P)H] activity; NAD binding; glyoxylate reductase (NADPH) activity. The transcript has 13 exons. NCBI's taxonomy places the organism in Eukaryota, Viridiplantae, Streptophyta, Magnoliopsida, Fabales, Fabaceae. The record is from RefSeq and is a predicted model, not a curated record. Bases 135 to 1295 code for a protein of 386 amino acids.
GUACUACUACAAAGGAUUCAUUAGAGGAUUGUAUAUAGUUAGUUCAUAUUUUUGCUUCUCGUCGUACCAUUAACUAUUUCCCUAACAAUAACCACAAAACCAAAUAUCUACUCAAAAUUCAUCAUCAUUCAACUAUGGCGAAACCAGUUUCAAUCCAAGUUUGGAAUCCAAAUGGAAAAUACAGAGUUGUUAGCACUAAAUCAAUGCCUGGAACACGUUGGAUUAAUCUUCUCAUUCAGCAAGACGUUCGUCUUGAAAUAUGUACUGAGAAGAAAACUAUUCUGUCUGUUGAAGAUAUCAUUGCUUUAAUUGGUGAUAAGUGUGAUGGAGUUAUUGGACAGCUGACUGAAGACUGGGGAGAAGAGUUGUUCUCUGCUUUGAGCAAAGCAGGAGGCAAAGCUUUCAGUAAUAUGGCUGUUGGUUAUAACAAUGUUGAUGUCAAUGCUGCAAACAAGUACGGUGUUGCUGUUGGAAAUACUCCUGGAGUGCUCACGGAGACUACUGCAGAGCUGGCAGCAUCAUUGUCUUUGGCAGCUGCUAGAAGGAUAGUUGAGGCGGAUGAGUUCAUGAGGGCGGGUCUAUAUGAUGGAUGGCUACCUCAUCUAUUUGUCGGAAACCUACUCAAAGGACAGACUGUUGGUGUUAUCGGAGCUGGCCGUAUUGGAUCAGCCUAUGCAAGAAUGAUGGUUGAAGGUUUCAAGAUGAACCUGAUAUACUUCGAUCUCUACCAAGCUACGCGACUUGAAAAAUUUGUCACAGCUUAUGCUGGUUUCUUAAAGGCAAAUGGUGAAACACCGGUGACUUGGAAAAGGGCAGCGUCCAUGGACGAGGUUCUCCAGGAGGCUGAUAUAAUUAGUCUUCAUCCUAUCUUGGAUAAAACCACUUAUCAUCUAGUCAACAAGGAAAGACUUGCCAAGAUGAAGAAGGAAGCAAUUCUUAUAAACUGCAGUAGAGGACCUGUUAUUGAUGAAGCUGCACUUGUGGAGCACUUGAAACAGAACCCGUUGUUUCGUGUAGGCCUUGAUGUGUUUGAGGAAGAACCCUACAUGAAACCCGGGCUUGCAGAGUUGAAGAACGCCAUUGUAGUACCACACAUUGCUUCUGCUUCCAAGUGGACUCGUGAGGGAAUGGCGACACUAGCUGCUCUUAAUGUGCUGGGGAAGAUCAAAGGCUACCCGGUAUGGUUUGAUGCCAACAGGGUGGAACCAUUCCUCAAUGAAAAUGCUCAACCUCCGGCUGCAUGCCCAAGCAUUGUCAAUGCAAAAGCCAUGAGUUUACCAGUUUCAAAGCUGUAGUAUAGCUGUAUAGGCAUACAGGCGUGGUUUUUAUCCCUGCAAGAACCUUCAAAGCUUGUGUUUAAUGGUGGCAGUGGGAAUAUAAACUAUGAAUACUGUCUUUGUUUGUAUCAUUAUCAUGUGCUUGUAGUUUAUUUAAAACUCUCAAGUGAACCAGAAACACUUUAAAAUAAAAGAUGAGAAAUUUUGCCAGUUAUUUAAAAUGUCAAUAAAGGAGACCAUAAUGCAAAUGACAA